AUGUCGUCUCCCGGUGGCUCCAUCAAGGCCGAGACGACCUCGUCCGCUGCGCCGGUACCAAAUGAAUCACCCACGACCACCGCGGCCCCCGCGCCCGUGACCACAACGGCUCCCGCCCAACCCGCAACCACCUCGCCCGUCACCAGCAUUCCUCCGGUCCCAUCAACAACGAGCACCUCGUCCUCUACAACCUCCACCACUUCGUCCACGUCCACUUCCAGCACGUCGACCACAACGUCAGCGCCGCCGCCGCCACCGACGACCUCUACAUCAUCCUCCUCUUCCACAUCAACCACUCUGCAAACGGUCCCAAGUGAUCCGAGCACCACCUCUCCGCCGCUUUCAACCUCGACCUCGACCGAUGCGAACAACUCGCAGACCAUCGUGGUCAUCACGAGGACGCAGACCGACUCUCUCACCUCCAGCACAGGGACCUCGGCAAGUUCGGCUGCCGCGAGCGCAACGGACUCGGGCGCAGCCCUGGCAGCAUCGAAUGCCAGUAGUGGCAAAGGUUUAUCAUCGGGGGGUACGAUCGCCGUUGCCGUCGUUGUCCCCGUUGUCUCGGUGGCUUUGAUUGUCCUUGCUGCGUUAUGGUUCUGGCGCAAGCGCAAGGCGAAAAAGGCGGCUGAAGAAGAGCGCCGGAAAGAAGUCGAGGAGUACGGUUUCAACCCGAACAAUGACCCCAGUCUCCCGGGGGUCAUGGCCGCCGGCUCCGUCGCUCCCAAGGAUGAUGCCACCUCUGGGUACCGCGGCUGGGGUACGACCUCCGCCGGCCGCAAGGCCUCCACCAAUCUGUCCAGCGGCGUGGGUGGCUUGGCCAUGUCCGAAACUGGCGGCGGUUAUCAGCACGUCACAACCCCGAGCGAAGGCACCAUGCAGUAUUCCGACGGGACUCGCCCAGAAUCGGGGGAGAUUGAACCAAUUGGCGUGCUCGGUGCGGCGCCCGUCGCGGCCAACAACCGUGGCGGGGAUAUUCAUCGUGGUCCCUCUAACGCUUCAUCGGCAUACUCGGCUGCCAACCGCUCCGAUGCCUCGGAGGAGAGCCAUAUGUCAGCAGGACACCCCUCGAGUGGCUACUACGGGGAGAAUCCCUACUAUGGCGAUGUGGCGACCCACGGGGCCUACGGCGCUGAGGAUUACCAACCCGUCAUUCGUGACGUCCAGGCACGCCGUAACACGCGUAUCGAGAACCCCGGAGUGUACCCUCGCGGAAAUGCCGGUAUCGCUCAAAAUUUCUAA
Messenger RNA from Penicillium oxalicum, 1239 nucleotides. RefSeq lists its product as uncharacterized. The coding region runs from base 1 to 1239 and encodes 412 amino acids. The transcript has a single exon. NCBI's taxonomy places the organism in Eukaryota, Fungi, Ascomycota, Eurotiomycetes, Eurotiales, Aspergillaceae. The record is from RefSeq and is a predicted model, not a curated record.